AUGACCCAAUUACCAUCAGAAAAAGGGAUUUAUGUGCCCGUCACUGCCGUUCUUGUUAGUCCUAAUACCAUCGUCCAAGUAAAAACCGCCAAAAAAAAUCACCACACGACGAUUUUCGUCCAACUGGCUUUCGAAGCAUGCCAAGCCCAAAAUUUAAAUAAGCCCCAAUUAGGACAUUUGCAAAAAAAUAAUGUUUCUCCACAUCGCUAUUUACGUGAAACAAGGAUAGAAGUCCCAGAAGAGUCAGCAGUUCAAGCAAUAAUGUCACGGUUGGUAGUGGGUUCUCAGUUAGAUAUUUCUUUAUUUGUAGAAAAGGAGAAAAUUAAAACCACUGGUUUUUCUCGAGGUAAGGGAACUGCCGGAGUAAGAAAAAGGUAUAAUAAAAAGCGUGGUCCGAGGUCUCAUGGUUCAGGAUUUCAUAAUGCCAUUGGUUCUACGGGUUCAGGACGAGAUAUGAACCGAGUAUUGAAAGGCAAAAGAAUGCCAGGUCGUAUGGGAAACGAAAAAACUAGUAUUAAGAAUAUGACAGUGGAAAAAAUUGACCCCGAAAGAAAAAUUAUCUUUUUACGUGGUGGUGUUCCCGGACCCCGCAAAGAAUUAUAUGGUAGUUUGUCUCUAACCGGAUUUACUGCACUAAGAAAUUUAGUUUUGGAUAGUAAUAAUUUAACCAGUAUUGAUAUUAGUGGUUGUCCGAAUUUAAUUGAACUUACACUUCAUAACAAUAAUUUAACUAGUUUGGACUUCAGCCAUAAUUCUCGACUCGAAGAAAUCUACAUUACAAGGAAUAAUAUCACGGCCGAUUUGCGGAUUUUUUCUCAUCUUGUUAAGCUAAGAGUGUUAAACAUAGCGGGAGAAGGAUGUUAUCACAGAAGCGGGGAUGGCCGCCACAACACCUUCUCAGGCUCCUUGGCUAGUUUGCGAAAUUGUCAAUUUUUAGAAGAAUUAUUCAUUGUCAACCAAACACUUAUUCAGGAGGGGUUAGAAGAAUUACCCACUAACUUGAAAAGCAAAGUGGGCUAUCCAGAAAGCAGAGGAAAUAAUGGUUUGAGAAUGCAAAUUGAUAUAAUAACUGGAAAAUUAAAACAGAACGAAAUAGUAGUGGAGGAAGAAUUAGAAAAGCUAAAAGGCAUUCUCGAAGUUAUGCGGGAAGAAAGGGAAAACCAUUUUAACGAAAUUGACCCGAUUUUAGCCCGAAUUAAAAAAAUUGUAGACGAAUGA
Messenger RNA from Racocetra persica, 1218 nucleotides. Lineage: Eukaryota; Fungi; Glomeromycota; Glomeromycetes; Diversisporales; Gigasporaceae. The record is from the annotation of a GenBank genome assembly.